CGCAGGGCUUAACUGUUCGCCCGGCGAAGUUCAGCCUGUCUGGAUUCCAGUACGCUGCUUGUAUGUCAGAAUAAAUACCAAACCGCUCGCUGACUUUUUUCCGUACUAUGGUUAGCCGAAAGACUGGUUUCUUUCAGCUGUUGACGUUGAGUAGGCCUCGUUAGCUUAUGAAGAUGGCUGCAUCCAAAGACACCAUCCCUUCCUUAGCCGAAUGUCAGUGCGGGAUCUGUAUGGAAAUCCUGCUAGAGCCGGUAACCCUUCCUUGCAACCACACGCUCUGUAACCCGUGCUUCCAAUCAACUGUUGAAAAAGCCAACCUGUGCUGUCCCUUCUGUCGCCGCCGGGUCUCUUCGUGGACUCGGUACCAUACCCGAAGAAAUUCUCUUGUCAAUAGAGACCUGUGGGAGAUUAUUCAAAAACACUACGCAAAUGAGUGCAAGCUUAGAGCCUCUGGGCAGGAAUCAAAGGCAAUCGUUGAUGACUACCAGCCAGUUCGUCUGUUAAGUGAACCUGGGGAGUUGAGACGAGAAUAUGAAGAGGAGAUAAGCAAGGUGGAGGCUGAACGACAAGCCAGCAAGGAAGAAGAAAACAAAGCCAGUGAAGAAUACAUACAGAAAUUGUUGGCAGAAGAGGAGGAGGAGGAAAAGCGACGGACGGAAAAGAGGAGAAGUGAGCUGGAAGAGCAGCUGAAAGGCGACGAGGAGCUGGCCAGGAGGCUCAGCGCCAGCAUUAACAGUAACUAUGAGAAAAAUAUUUUGGCUUCUCCUUCAAGUUCCAGAAAAUCUGAUGCAGUCACAAACAAGUCACAAAAGAAAAAUACAAACAAACAAAAAAGCUUUGGAGACAUUCAAAAAUAUUUGUCACCUAAAUUGAAGUCUGGGUCAGCAUGGCCAUGUGAAGCUGUUUGUGGAGAGGAUAAAAGCUGCUUAUGUAAGGAAAUUGACGGUAGUGACAUGAAGAGCCCUGUGUGGCAAGACACAGAAAUUGAAAAAGAUAUGCCAACACUUUCUCCGCAGAUAUGCCUAGAAACUCAGGAACAAGGUUCAGAGUCUUUGGCAGAGUCACCUGUGCCAUGGUUAUGUGCCAGGGAUGCCGAACAGUGCCUUGAAGGAACAGUUGAAACAUUAUCAACCAGUCGUGAUGAUUUAUGUGUUGUAAAUCAUGAGGGACCUAAAGCCAAAGUUCCCUACUCUAAUGAAGCUACACUUAAGCCUUCUGGUAAAAUAGAAAACGAAGAGUGCUCUGUGUCAGGUGUGACCCAGUUAGCUGGUGGUAACAGAGUUCCAGAAAGUAGAGUGUAUCAUCUAGUGGUUGGGAAAGAGAUCUCCAAAAGAGAAAACCAGGAGUCUGUGUUUGAAGCAGCAGUCAUGGAUCCAUGUUUUUCUGCAAAAAGAAGGAAAGUGUUUCUCAAAUCUUCGGAUCAAGAAGAAACUGAAGUGAAUUUUACACAGAAACUAAUAGAUUUGGAACACAUGCUUUUUGAGAGACAUAAACAAGAAGAAGAGGAUCGAUUGUUAGCAUUACAGCUUCAAAAGGAGGUGGAUAAAGAACCGAUGACGCUAAACCGACAGAAAGGAUCCCCAGAUCAGUACCAGUUGCGCACAUCUUCACCACCAGACAGGCUGCUGGGUAAACAGAGGAAGAAUUCCAAAGAUAGGAACUCCGCAAAGCUGACCAAUUCAGAGAGGUCAAAAUCUCAGAGGAGCACAAAAGAUGAAUACUGGCAACCCUCUAAAAGCACAUGGAAGGAUUCAGUUAAUGGAAGAAAGAUGCCAAGUUCUACUAAAGAUGAUUGUAGUAAUGUAUCUAAACGCACUUAUUCCCUACAGUCUAGUAAUUCACAGAAAAGUAUUAUCCAAAUGUUUCAGCGAUAAACCAAACAAAGCAUGGCUAAAGAGAGUGUUCUGUAAUCUAGUAAAGCUGUAUUGUAAAGGUAGCUCUUUUCCAUCAUAAAAUCUUGAUGUGUCAUUAACUUCUGCUCAGCAAGCAUGCUUACUCUCUUUUCUAAGGUGUGGCUACAAAGGGAGAGUCUAAAAAUAUGUUUCUGCAAAAGUCAUUGAUAAGGAAAGAUCCUUAAGAAUUGUUUCCGUUGUUAAUACAGCUAUGUUCUAAUUGCAGGGGUCUUUAAAAAAAGUGCCUAGGUGAGACAUCUUCAGAUGCCAUGAAUGGGUAAGGAAUCCACAAGGGUGUCUUCCAUAACACUAAAGCAGUUAUUCCCAUACCUACUAAGUAUUCUAGCAUUUCUUUUGGUUUAAGAUGGACUAGGAUCUACAUCAAAUAGUUGACAAAAGAGCUGCUAGGUUGUCAACACAAAAGGGUUUAAGAGUGGGAUGAGGCUGAGUGGUGGGUUGGCAGUUAGGGGUCACUGGAAACUGUAACCAGAAACUGGGUUGAGAAUGGGCACCAGAUUUCUUGUGGCAGAACAUGAACCCUUCUUUAAGUGACAGAAAAUAUUUUGGGUUUUCAGCUUUUCACACCAUGUUAUCUUGGCAUAUUUUUACUGAUCUUUUCUAGAAAAAAAGAACUUACUUACUGUAGGCAAAUUAUACCAUAGGCUUCUGUUGAACACAGUCGAUACCACCCUUAUUGCUUGCUGGCUCGGACUUUAGUGUUUGUCUGCAGGGAUGGAAAGUGGUUUGUGGAGUUUGCUCAGGCUUUCCCUGAAAGGUAAAUCCAAAGGGAACUGACUUUAUUUUGUGAAGUUUAACUUUACUACUAUCUUUCCAACUGUAUUUCUUCUGGUGUCCUGGCGUCCAUUUACUGUGAACAUCAUGAACUGUCCUGGCACAGUGUUUGGCUUGAUCCACAUUUUUGUCAUUUGAGCUUUUUCUUCUAAAUUUUGAGAUUGUUUUUAUGUUUAUCUUGGCAUAAUUUUUUUCUAAGAGCAAUUUAACUUAAUAAUGCUUUAAGUGUUGGAACUCCAAAUUAAAAGCUAUCACAUUGAAUCUUUGUGGAAUAGUUCAUGACCAAAGGAAAGAAGAAAAAGAAGCCAUGGAGUGAUGUGGUUAGAAUUUAUGUACUUCUCCACUGGCUUGUCAAUGGGGAAGUCUUCUUGACUGAAGUUGGUUUGGAGAUUUGUAGUUUCUCUUUUAACCUUUCUGUUUACUGUUUAUGCCUUUGGGUUAGAAAGUAUUUUUUAUUGGUCAUUGGUGUGAUUUCCUUAUUUCUGUGGGAAACAUUUUAUCAGAAUAUUAAAGCUGUGCAGAUGUUGAAAAUAAAUGAAAAAGAGACUGGGCAUGGUGAUACAUACCUAACUGAUCCCAGUACUUGGGAAGCAGAGACAGGGGCAUCUCUGAGUUCUAAAAAUAUAUAUAUAUAUAUAUAAUUAAUUGAUUAAAAGAAUGAUUAAUAAAAAUCGACUCUCAUGUUUA
Messenger RNA from Phodopus roborovskii (desert hamster), 3371 nucleotides. It is a transcript of the gene Rnf168, whose product is annotated as ring finger protein 168. NCBI's taxonomy places the organism in Eukaryota, Metazoa, Chordata, Mammalia, Rodentia, Cricetidae. Gene Ontology annotation, biological process: double-strand break repair; protein ubiquitination. The transcript is spliced from 6 exons. Gene Ontology annotation, cellular component: site of double-strand break; nucleus. Gene Ontology annotation, molecular function: ubiquitin-protein transferase activity; nucleosome binding. Bases 168 to 1874 code for a protein of 568 amino acids. The record is from RefSeq and is a predicted model, not a curated record.